AUGAGAUCCUUUAUAGCUGACUAUGUUAAGAGCUGUAUUGAAUGCGCCAGAUACAAAGCCAGUAAUCAAAAACCUUGUGGACUUCUGCAGACACCAAUAUACAGUCAACGAUUUGAAACCUUGGCAAUAGAUCUCUUUAAACCACUACCCACAACUAAAGGGGGUAAAUCCUGGAUUUUUAUAUUGGAAGAUUGUUCAACUAAGUGGGUAGAAUUAUUUUCUCUCACCACAGCCACUGCUAAAGAAUGCGCCACUGUUCUCGUGGAAAAGAUUUUUCUUCGCUAUGGGAUUCCUCGAAGAAUUAUAAAUCAUAACGGAAUUCAGUUCGCCUCUGCUGUCAUGCAUCAAUUUUUGUUUUCUUUUGAAAAUAGAUCAGAACCUCACACCAGUAUAUCAUCCACAGGCGAACCCUGUAGAGCGGAAAAAUGGUGA
This is a messenger RNA of Parasteatoda tepidariorum (common house spider), 432 nucleotides long. Its product is annotated as protein NYNRIN-like. NCBI's taxonomy places the organism in Eukaryota, Metazoa, Arthropoda, Arachnida, Araneae, Theridiidae. The record is from RefSeq and is a predicted model, not a curated record.